Molecule: messenger RNA, 2013 nt
Organism: Eremomyces bilateralis CBS 781.70
Lineage: Eukaryota; Fungi; Ascomycota; Dothideomycetes; Eremomycetales; Eremomycetaceae
Exons: 1
Cellular component (GO): nucleus
Molecular function (GO): ATP-dependent chromatin remodeler activity; ATP hydrolysis activity; ATP binding
Source: RefSeq, a predicted model, not a curated record
AUGGUUCGCGUGAAUUCCCAAGACCAAGAGAAAGGGAUCUUCAUCGACCCACACAUUGGUUCACAGAUGUACAAACACCAGAUUGAGGGUGUAAGGUUCAUGUGGCGCGAGGUUGUCAAUGGUGGCGGUGGUUGUCUCCUGGCUCACACAAUGGGCUUGGGAAAAACGAUUCAAUCAAUCACAUUGCUCUUGACGAUUGCAGAUGCAUGUCAAGACGAGGACGGGAAAGCUCAGAUCCCGAAAGCCUUACAACCGAAAGCCUUGCAGCAAAAGGCCGUACAAACGAAGGCAAUACAACCGAAACUUCAUGCUGUCCUAGUAUGUCCACCUGCUCUCAUUAAGAAUUGGGAAGAUGAACUCAAGCAUUGGGUGCCAGCUUCGAAAAGUCACCUGGUUAGCCCGGUCCGGCUUCUGGAUCGCGAAGUCCCCGCACAUUACAGGGCGUUAGUUGCAACAGAUUGGGUUCAUACGGGAGGCACCCUUAUCGUUGGAUAUCCGCUCCUCGCCAUGGAAAAAGGAAAAACUGAUUACGCAGAAGCGAUCUUCAAUGCAGCAACAAUCGUGAUUGCCGAUGAGGCCCACAUGAUGAAGAACACGACCGGGCGGGUGCGAGGUGUGAUGGGCCAAUUCAAAACGAGAAGUCGAAUCGCCUUGACUGGAACCCCGUUGAGCAACAACCUGGAAGAAUACUACUCGCUCAUUGAUUGGGUUGAUCCAGACUACCUUGGGUCGCUAUUGAAGUUCAGAGCCAUCUAUCAGAAUCCCAUCACCAAUGGUCUCUACAAAAACUGCGACAAAGCUACUCGGCGAAGGGCGUUGAAACUUCUCGAAGUCUUGAAGCGGACAAUCGCACCGAAGGUUCAGUUUCGAGACAUGAUAUCCGUCAUCAGUGACCCGGAACGCGACAUUGUCCUUCCCCCCAAGGUAGAAUUUCUCAUCCAUGUGCCGUUGACGGAAGUCCAGAAAGCAGUAUAUGAAUGCUAUGUCCAAUGGUUUCUUGAUAAGGGACCAAAGACGCUGGGGGAACAGCCAACUCCAGAGUCCUUUUUGACGGGCAUUGGGGACCUUGGGUUGGUAUGCAACCACCCGAUCCUGUUACUGGAUCGGAUUGAGAAGCGGUUGGAGUCAAAGAAUCUGGAAGUGAGGAAUCAGCCUGGCUCUCCACUGCCAGGUCAGGAUUCAGAGAAGAGCGAAGAUACGGGGGCUGAGAAUGGAGUUGCUUUCACACCAGUGGCUAACAGCCUGGUGAUCCUUCGUGACAAAAUCGUCAAGAUCAUUGAGGAAAUGGUCGGGACUGAGGGUCGAGAACAUUCUCUCUCCCACCAAAUGGAUCUGUUCGUCCGCCUUGUGCAGAGCACAAUCAGUGCCAAGGAGAAGCUUCUGGUUUACUCCGCCAGUAUUCCGGUCCUCAACUAUGUGCAAACGCUGCUUACUUCACUGGGAAUCAGUUCCCUUCGUGUGGAUGGCCAAGUUCCAAGCCAGUGGCGACAGGGACUCUCCAAGCAGUUCAAUAAGGGAGAUGUCCCAGUAUUCCUCAUCAGUGCUGCAGGAGGAACAGGGUUCAAUUUGCCCGGAGCGAGCCGAGUGGUAAUAUUCGAUCUGGCCUUCAAUCCCUCCUAUGAAGAGCAAGCAAUCGGUCGAGCUUACCGCCUUGGCCAGAAGAAAGAUGUUUUUGUCUACCGCUUCAUCGCUGCUGGCACCUCCCAGGAAAAGCUAAAGAAUGUCCAGAUCCACAAGAAGCAACUUUUCAUCCAAGCUUUGGACAAUAUGCAUCUCAAGAGCGCCGCGACGAAACCCAAGGAUUAUUUCGAUCCGCCGAAAGAUGCUGACUUCAAAACGCUUGAUGAGUUCAAAGGGAAGGACUCGAAAGUCCUGGAUCAGAUUCUGAGAAUUUCCUCCACCGACAGUCACCAUCCAUCUAUUACGGAGAUCGAAACAACCGAGACGUUCCGAAUUGAGGAGGAAGACGAGUUUACCAAGGAUGAGAUCGAGGAAGCUGCCGAGGAAGUCAAA